Epithele typhae is the source of this 2010-nucleotide messenger RNA. RefSeq lists its product as uncharacterized. Gene Ontology annotation, cellular component: small-subunit processome; nucleolus. The transcript has 9 exons. Gene Ontology annotation, biological process: maturation of SSU-rRNA from tricistronic rRNA transcript (SSU-rRNA, 5.8S rRNA, LSU-rRNA). NCBI's taxonomy places the organism in Eukaryota, Fungi, Basidiomycota, Agaricomycetes, Polyporales, Epitheliaceae. The coding region runs from base 1 to 2010 and encodes 669 amino acids. The record is from RefSeq and is a predicted model, not a curated record.
AUGGUGCGCCGCCGCUCGGGCAAGUCCAAGGCCACCCAGUCCAAGGCGCGCCCGGUCGACCGCCGGGAGAGCAAAAUGAAGAAAUGGAACAAGGCGGCGGACAUUCCGCUCGACGAGGAGGACCAGUUUCACAGCUCGCGGGAUAGGAUCCUGCUCGAGGGAGACGACGAUGGGGGGUCGGACGACGGAGACGACGACGAGGUGUUCGCGCUGAAGGGGAUGCCGGAGGACGACUCCGACUCCGACGAGGGCGACGCGGAGAUGCGCAUCACGGCGCGCUCGCUGCCGCGCGGAGAGAAGGAGAAGAAGAAGAAGGCAAAGGCGAAAGCGAAGGGCAAGGAUGUUUCGAGCUCGUCUGAGGGAGAGGAGGAAGACUCGUCUGAGGAGGAGGGCUGGGGCAUGAAGAAGGCGGCGUACUACGCGUCGAACGCGGAGCAGAUUGAGUCGGACGAUGAGGAGGCGAACGAGCUCGAGGAGCAGGAGGCGCGACGGCUGCAGGGCCGCGCGCGGGACGCCAUGGGCGAGGACGACUUUGGGAUUGCGGACGAUCUUGUUGAGCCUGUGGCUCCGACACUGCCGCAGGAUAAGCAGGCGUUGUUGAGACAUCUGGAGAAAACGACACCAGAGACAUUAGCGUUGGCUCACGACUGGGAGGAUGUCGCGCACGCCAUCAUGCGUUCGCAGACGAAGAUCGACAAGCUCGAGGCCGAAGACCCCAAUACACUGAGCCUCAGCAUGCUUCACCUCCACUACCAAGCCCUCCUAACGUACGGCACGACGCUCGCCUUCUACCUCCACCUCCGCGCCUCGCCCAAAUACGUCGCGCGUCCGGACCUGCUCGCCGCGCACCCGAUCCUCCCCCGCCUGCUCACGCUCAAGCAGUCGCUGCACACGCUCGAGGACCUCGACUUCGCCGCCUCGGACGCGUCCUCGCUCGCGUCCGACUUCGACCUCUCCGACGGCGACUUCUCCGACGCGGACUCGGGCGCGGAGGAGUACGGGACGGAGAUGGACUGGCGCGCGGACGCGCAGAAUCUCUGGGCGGGCGACGGCACGCGCCGGCGGAAGGGCAAGGGGCUCGACCUCGGCGAGCUCGAGGGCCUGCUCGCGGACGCGAACGAGGUCCUGGACGCGCUUGCGGACGAGGACGGGGCGGGCGCAGAGGUCAGGCCGAAACGCAAGGCGGCGAUCAAAGCCAGCGCGAACACGAACGCGAGCGCGGCGGAGCCCCCGAAGAAGAAGCGCAAGGCCGUCGCAGGCAAGGCCGCAGCGCCGGUGUUCGACCUCGUCGAGCCCGAGUUCCCUGCCGCGUCGUCAUCAUCCGCCGGUGCCUCGAGCACGAAGAAGGCGAAGAAAAAGCCGAAACCGCCCGCGGACGGCGAGGGGGACGCGGACGUGUACGGCGAGGCGGGCGCGCUCGACGCGGCGGACGCGGCGGACAAGUCCGCGCGGCGGCGCACGCUCCGCUUCCACGUCUCGCGCAUCGAGGGCUCCGCGGCGAAGCGCGCCGGGGCGCGGGCGGCGGCGCGCGGUGGGGACGACGACAUCCCGUACCGCGAGCGGCGGAAGGAGCGGGAGGCGCGGCUCGCGAAGGAGGUCGCGAACGCGCGGGAGAAGGCGCGCGGGGACGAGCUCGACGACGCCGAUCCGGAGGCGGAAGCGGAUGGCGCGAAGGGCGACACGGGGAAAAGCGAGGGGGACGAGUACUACGACCUGGUGCGCCGCACGUUCAAGGCGGCGAAGGAGAAGAAGAAGGCGGAGCACGACGCUGCCGUUGUCGCCGAGGCCAAGGCACUCGGCGGAGACGAGGAACCGCGGACUAACGCCAUCGCGGACAACCAGGCUGUGCGAAACCCGCGCGUCAAGAAACGGCGCAAGUACGAGCAGGCGCAGCGCAAGGUCGCGUCCCAGCGCGCCGUGUACCGCGGCGGCGUCGACGUGACGCGCUACGCUGGCGAGAAGACCGGCAUCUCGACCGCCGCCAAGGGCGUCCGGUUCGACAGGUCGUAG